Molecule: messenger RNA, 3855 nt
Organism: Oreochromis niloticus (Nile tilapia)
Lineage: Eukaryota; Metazoa; Chordata; Actinopteri; Cichliformes; Cichlidae
Product: sodium- and chloride-dependent GABA transporter 2
Exons: 14
Coding region: 330-2084 (584 amino acids)
Biological process (GO): amino acid transport; sodium ion transmembrane transport; nitrogen compound transport
Cellular component (GO): cell projection; plasma membrane
Molecular function (GO): gamma-aminobutyric acid:sodium:chloride symporter activity
Source: RefSeq, a predicted model, not a curated record
CGUUUCUCCACCGUCACGCUCGCACUGCCCCGAAGAGGAGGCUGUUGGUUAUAACUUCUGCACGCACAGCGAAUUGCUACAUGUUGAAAGAAUUCUGUCAGAACCCAAAAAACCCAAUAAAGUAGUGAGCUGGACUUGAGCAGUCGGCUGCUGGCCCGACAGUCUUGCAAAGCUCGGUUUGUGGCCUCAUAGUCGGACAGUUAGGUAACAAUUAAGUAACAUUUAGGUAAGCUUGUGCACAUCUGCAUGACACGGUCCCCAGCCCGUCCCUCCAGAAACUCGGGGACUUGUGCCAGUCUUACCAUUAGGUAAGCUCUCUGCACAGCAGCAUGGCAGACACUCUGUGCAGGCUCUUCCAUUCCUCCACAAAGAGCACUUCAAAAACUGUUGAAGAGCGUGGCAAGUGGGGCAGCAAAAAGGAGUUCAUCCUGUCUGUGGCCGGUGCUAUUAUUGGACUUGGCAACGUGUGGAGAUUUCCGUAUCUUUGCUACAAGAAUGGCGGGGGUGCUUUCUUAAUUCCUUACGUCCUGUUCCUUGUGACCUGUGGCAUACCUCUGUUUGUGCUGGAGACGGCACUGGGCCAGUACACCAGUCAGGGGGGGAUCAUGUGCUGGAGGAAGGUCUGCCCCUUGUUUGAAGGCAUGGGAUACACCAGCCAAAUGAUCAUUUUCUAUGGAAGUAUCAGCUAUAUUGUGAUUUUAGCCUGGGCUUUUCUCUACUUGUUCUCUUCCUUCUCUGGAGAGUUGCCAUGGGCCACCUGUAAUAACACAUGGAAUACAAAUCGUUGUGUAGAAAUAAACAACUACAAUACCACUGCCAACUGGACAUCACCUGUGAAUGCAUCAUCUUCUGUUGUAGAGUUUUGGCAGCGUCGGGUGUUGAAUACAUCCAGCGGCAUAGAGAACUUGGGAAGCAUACAGUGGGACCUUUCUCUGUGCCUUCUUCUAGCCUGGGUCAUCUGCUACUUUUGUGUUUGGAAGGGAGUAAGAUCCACGGGAAAGGCUGCAUAUUUCACAGCCACAUUCCCCUUUGUCCUGUUAGCCAUGCUGUUUGUCAGAGGACUGACCCUUCCUGGAGCCUUCCAUGGUAUCAAGUACUACUUGUACCCCAAUCCUGAACGGCUCGCUGACCCACUGGUUUGGAUGGACGCUGGAACACAAAUAUUUUAUUCCUAUGCCAUAUGUCUGGGAUGCCUGACUACACUUGGGAGCUACAACAAGUACAACAAUAACUGUUACAGAGACUCCUUUUAUCUUUGCUUGUUGAACAGCGCGACCAGCUUCAUGUCAGGCUUUGCCAUUUUCUCAGUUCUGGGUUACAUGUCACAAAAGCAGGGUGUCGACAUUGCUACAGUUGCUGAGUCAGGUCCAGGCCUUGUUUUCAUAGUCUACCCACAAGCUGUGACCCUGCUGCCUUGGCCUCAGGUCUGGUCUGUGUGCUUCUUCGCCAUGAUCAUCUUGUUAGGAAUAGACGGUCAGUUUGCAGGUCUUGAAAGCAUCAUGACCUCUUUGACAGAUGUCUUCCCCUCCCAUUUAAGGAAAGGAUAUCACAGAGAGCUUUAUCUGAUGCUGAUCUGUGUGCUUUGCUAUCUGUUUGGCCUGUUAUUGGUGUCACGGGCUGGCGCAUACAUUCUGCAGAUCUUCGAUCACUAUGUUUGCAGCGGUCCUACUCUUCUGCUGAUGGCAAUUUUCCAGUCAGUUACGAUUGGAUGGAUUUAUGGUGCCGAUCGCUUCUACACCAACAUUGAGGACAUGAUCGGAUACAGACCUCUGUCACUGAUCAAGUACUGCUGGCUCUAUGUCACUCCUCUCAUUUGCAGUGGAACACUUAUAUUUUUGCUCCUGAAGUACACCCCACUGAAGUUCAACAACACCUACGUGUAUCCUUGGUGGGCUUACUGCAUUGGCUGGUUCCUCGCACUGUCGUCGCUUUCUAUGAUCCCAGUCACUAUGAUCUACAAACUGGCCAAAGGAAGAGGGACUCUCUGGCAGCGUCUGAAGACCAGCUCCCGGCCUGCAAGUGAUCUUCGAGGAAUGGAAAAGGAAAUGAUAAAUGUCCAUCAUUCACUAAGUGCCCCAAUAUAACUGUUCAGCCAUAUUCACUAAAAUGCAAAUCUUUAAACGUACCUUUUAAUUUGCAUUUUAAUUAAUACUUAAGGUGUGGGUCCUCUAUUAUGCACAUAUAUGGUGGCUGGUAUUAAUAUUUUUUAUAAGGUGAAAGGGUCUAUCUGAACACGAGUCUAUCUGUUAGAGGUUACUACACUAAUAUAGGGCCUCUGAUAUAACUUCAAAUACCUCAAACAUUAACAAUAAUAACAUUUUCACUUAACUUUUUACUUUAAACUCACUAUGAACACACAGAUGUUUAUAGAUGUUUAUAGGCAGUGUUAUUGAAAAGAAACUUGCAAUUAAUAUUCAUAGACCAACACAGUGAAUAGAAAUUUUAAAACUCAUCAAAAGUGUUCACCAUGACAGCAUAAUCAGUUUUUUUUCUUUUUCAGAAACAUAAAAGCAAUUUAUUUUAGUGUUUAAAACUGUGAAAACAAAACACGUAUUCAGUUUAACACGUUUUAAUUUCCCCUAACAAGUCUUUGAAACUGCAACACCAAAUACAAGUAUUUAUUCUUAUUUUUUAUGAUGAAAGUAUUUACAUUUUUUAUUGAUUUCCUACAUUACAUCAACUGCUACUUCUGUUACAAUGCGUUCUGGGUUUUUUUUAUAUCAAAAUGUAUACAUAUAUUCAUAAAAACCGAAAAGUAAAAUCCUGUUUUUCUGUUCCUCUGUCAACCAGAGCCUGUUUUAAAAAUUAUAUCUAUGUUUUUGAAAUCUAAAUAAUUUUAAAACAUUUUUUUUUCCAUUCUCACAUUAAGUUCUAAAUAAUUAAAUAACAUGGACACCUGCGUAGAAACACCUUCAUAACUUUUAAAAUAAAAAAGCUUCACUAAGCUUGUAGCUUUAUUUUGGUUAAUGCUACAACAUACAAGAUACAAAAUGCUUUAUAACGUACACAUGAAAAAUAAAAACGCACAUUUUAUAGAACAAAGUUCAAGGAUUUUAAACAAGCACUGAACUUAAAAUGUUGUAAUGUCGAGGGUUGCACAUCUAGUUUACUGUGUUCUGAACCAUUGUUAUGUUUAUAUUCCUAUAUUCUUUUGGUUAAAAUGCACUGAAUACAAGCAACAGAGGUCAGUUUUAUUUUGUUUUUUUACUUCAGACUCCUUUAGUGCCCCCUCCUUUUUUUAAUUACCUGGAACUGAGGAGUAACUAUGAAAUUGUGUCCUUUGGAAAGAUUCCUCCUUGACAUUUUCUGGCAUGUAGUCAAUGUUGCUUGUACUGCACACAAAUAUCAGGAAACAUUAGGCUUAACGAUCUGUAUGUAUUUCAAGCAUUCAGAGUAUAUAUACUUUUUUUUAUCAACAUGUAUAAUAAACCAAAUAAAUAUACCUUUUCAUGUCUGUCAAAACGUGGUUAGAUGUUUGCUGCUUACAUUUAUAACUGAACUCUUAAACAUUACUUUUACUUUAAGGUGCAUUGUAUUUUCUUGGAUUAUUGUAUUGGUUAAAGGACUUUUUAAAUGGAUCUUGAUAUUUGACCUUGAAUUUUUAUAACAAAAUACUUUGGGGAAUAAUUUAGCUUUCACUGUGAAGGCUUUUGUGUAAUUUAAGUGAAUAUGAUGAGAGUGUGACACAUACAGACUCUAUGGUGCGGGCUCUGGGGAGGCCAAUCCAUGACUGAUCAGUUUCUAUUGUGUCUUUAGAGCAUUGACAGUUUGUUUACGAUCGUUGUCAUGCUGGAAAAUAAAGCAUUUUACAGAUAUGCAGUAAUCAAUAUUUGAUUGAUACUGCUUGCCAUUUAA